AUUUUGAAAAUUUAUAAGAAACUGUCUACUGGAACUUUCUAGAUAGCUGAGUUUCUGUUUAGGGUGCCAGUGACUCAUAAGAUGAAGACUGUCCCCCGAUCUCUUCUCCUCCUUGGUGUGCUGACUGCCUUGACUCUGUUUGUCUUCACUUAUCUCUCCAAGAAAGCUGAUCAUUUACAACCACAAGGAUCAUCCAAGGAAAAUAUUUCAUCUGGAACCAAUGACAGGUUAACCAAAAUGACAAACAAGACUAAUCACGUAUUAUCUGCAGCAAUGAGAAUCUCAGAAGGAGGACAGAAAGCUUUGUUAGUGACUCUGGUUAAUGAUGCCUUUCUGCCUUUCGCCUUCAGCUGGCUGUGUAACACACAGGGUAUGGGAAUCCACAACCAAGUCCUUUUUAUCACAGGAGAUAAAGAAAGUGCAAAGAAAAUCAAUGAAAAAUGGCCAUCAGUCACUGCAGUUCAGCUGGAUGGGGUUCACUCAGGGAACCAGGAGUACAGCCAUGUGGGGUACGUAGAAAUGAUGGUCCGCAGGUCAGAGGUUCUUCUGGAGAUCUUGGAGCAAAAUAUUCCAAUUUUUUUGUUUGAAGUAGACUGCCUGUGGAUUAAGAACCCUCUUGAAAAUCUUCGGAGUUACUCUGAUGUUGAUAUUGUUGUUAAUGCGGUGUCUGAGAGAAGUAAAAUAAUUGCGGGAGGAUUUCUAUAUAUGCAUCCAAAUGAAGCCUCAAAACAAAUGUGGAGAGCACUGACUGAACAAUUAACAGAUUUAGGAGAGAAGAUUAAAAACUCACCAGAUACACAACUUAUAAGUGAGUCAGACAAUGACCAGGUAUACCUAUCUCAACUCCUGUUUUCCAAAUAUGGAGGGCUGAAGUACAAAAUUCUAUCCACACAAGAUUAUGCAGAUGGGAAAUGGUACAAACUUUCAAAGGAAAAAAGAGAGCAACUUAAACCUUAUCUCAUAAACAAUAACUGGGUCAUAGGGAAUGCAGCCAAGAUAAUGAGGGCCAAGGAGUGGGGACAUUGGUUUCUGAAGAAUUCGGGGGAGUGUGACCAGGAAAGGGUCCAGAAGGUUGUAAGGCAGGGCCUAUUGUGAACUGACUGUAUGGAAACUACUAUACACAAAACACUUAUCCUAACUUUUCAGAAAUUUUUUCUCUUGGUAAUAAUUGUACUCUUCUUUUGUUUUCUACACGCAUAUUCUUAAUUCAUCUAUCAGAUAAAAUGAUUUCAUCAUGAACAGUGCAUAUUGUACAUUUUAA
This is a messenger RNA of Saccostrea echinata, 1261 nucleotides long. RefSeq lists its product as uncharacterized. The transcript has 2 exons. The record is from RefSeq and is a predicted model, not a curated record. The coding region runs from base 82 to 1095 and encodes 337 amino acids. Gene Ontology annotation, cellular component: Golgi apparatus. Lineage: Eukaryota; Metazoa; Mollusca; Bivalvia; Ostreida; Ostreidae. Gene Ontology annotation, molecular function: glycosyltransferase activity.